This is a messenger RNA of Meloidogyne enterolobii, 744 nucleotides long. The record is from the annotation of a GenBank genome assembly. NCBI's taxonomy places the organism in Eukaryota, Metazoa, Nematoda, Chromadorea, Rhabditida, Meloidogynidae.
AUGUUAAAUUAUUUUUUAUUAUUUAUUAUUUUGUUUGGAUUAAAAGAUUGUUCGUUACAAUCUGAGAAGAAUAUUAGUAGUAUUCCCUCUAACAAACUUUUAACACAAAAAUUAUUUAAAGAAAAAAGUGUAAUUGAAGAAGAGGAAGAAGAAGAAGAAGAAACCUUUUACGAUCCAAAGGAAAGUUUUUCAAAUUCUUUAGCAAUUUCUGAAGAAAAAGAAAAAGAAAUUGAGAUUUUUAAGGAAAAACUUUCAAAUUCUUUAGAAAUUUCUGAAGAAGAAAAAGGAGGAGAAGAAGAAGAAAUUGAAAAUGAGAAUGAUUUAUUAGAAUGUAAACCUUCACUUUUAAAUAAACUAUUUUGUUUAUUUGUGCUUAUUUCACCUUGUUUUGCUUCAAAAUGUUUUGUUACUCCAAAAGGCCCUCCUUUAAAUUCUCUUUUAAAAAUUCAACAUAUUCACCGUGUAGAACAACCAUUUUUCAUGAAUUAUUUAAAAACCCGGCAAAAUUCAAUUACUAAUUCGAAAUGUGAAGAGGAAUUUCGAGAAAAUAAAAAAAUCUAUAAAUGUAAAGCUUUAAUUGAUAAAAAUGAGAAAUAUAAAAUAAAAUUAGAGAAAAAUGGAAAAAAUUUAUUUGAUGGAGAAAUUGAACCUAUUAAAUGUAAAGAAAAAAAUAUUUGUAAAAAAGAUACAUUUAAAGUAAAAAAUUUAAAAAAGAAAAAUUCCCAAAAAAAGGUUUGGAAAUAA